Lottia gigantea (owl limpet) is the source of this 2300-nucleotide messenger RNA. RefSeq lists its product as hypothetical. Gene Ontology annotation, biological process: vesicle-mediated transport. Gene Ontology annotation, cellular component: endocytic vesicle; cytosol. Gene Ontology annotation, molecular function: small GTPase binding; guanyl-nucleotide exchange factor activity. The record is from RefSeq and is a predicted model, not a curated record. The transcript is spliced from 14 exons. Bases 1 to 2283 code for a protein of 760 amino acids. Lineage: Eukaryota; Metazoa; Mollusca; Gastropoda; Lottiidae.
AUGGAGCAGUCUUUUAUGAAGGUUAUGAGAGGAAUUGGAGAAGCUUUAAAAUUAGAUGAUGAACAAAACCACCAGGCAGCCUAUAUACAGUAUGUAGAGUGUAUUUUGAGUAUAGCUAGUAAUUUGCUACAGAAUGUUCGAAGUAAUGGAGAUAAGGUGUUGGUGACAGCAUAUGUUGAGAAACAGAUUAUGUUGGGUAAACAAUGUAUGGAUAGAAUAUCUACAUUAUUUCAUGAAUUUAAUAAUGAAGCUGAGAUUAAGAAUGGGAAUGAAUUAGAGAAAUCUGGUGGAAUUAGUCGAUUUGCUGCUCCUGUACCUCCAUUACACAUACAACCAUCCAGUAGUUCAUUCUCAUUAAAAAGAAAUUUAUCACCAACAGAAAUAGCUUACCGUCAAAAUCAGUCAUUGAUGAGAGCAUAUAAAGCAAGAUUAGCAACUAUGAGUAAGAAUAAUCCAAUGGCUGCCAAUUUGAGUUUGACUGUACAAAGAAAACUGGCUGAGAACUUGGCCAUUGCUAAUGCACAAGAAAGAGCUGUAUCCUUUGUAUAUGAAAAUAUAUCUUGGUAUUGUAAGUUAUCUGAAAAGAUGAAAGAAACACAGAGAAGGUUGGAUGAACAGGCUGCCAGGAGGUUUAUGUCACCUAUUGGUAUGUCUGAAGAAGAACAAGAACAAAGACAAAUCUAUAAGAAAAUUUUGGAGUAUGAGCAACAAGCAAAAUGGUUAUUGGAAUGGAGAAUAAAGUUAUCUAAUUCACCAAAAGACCAGGUAGUUAUCAGUCAGUUAGUUACACAGAUUUUACGAUGUGAAGACCAUCCAUUAACCAAACUAUUAAUGAAGUAUCAGUAUAAGAUUUAUGAAAAGCUGUAUCCAUUAGUUUCUACGAAGAUGGCUACCGUGAAUGAAAUAUGUGUUCCUCUACCAGAAAGUUUUCAUCCCAAAAGACGUCCAGUUUUAGAAGAAAGUUGUGAUAGUAAAAAGAAAAAUAAUGGAAAUGAUAAGGAGGAUUGUGAUAAGGAUAAUGAUAAGGAGGAUAGUGAUAAGGAUAAUGAUAAGCAGGAUAGUGAUAAGCUUGAUCAGGAUAAGGAUAAUGGUAAACAGAGUAGUGUAAAUGAUAAACAGGGUAGUGAAUGUCUUAGAGAUAAGAAUGAUGAAAGUUGUAUAGUAAGCGAUAUUGUUAACAUCACUGUAAAUGAUAGUAAAAAUCGAGAAUAUAGUGAGCAGUUUGUCAACAUUGAAUGUAAAAACAAUGUAGAAAACUUCACUGAACAAACUAUAACUGAUUUAAAAACAGCAGUAGACCAAAAUGCUAAAUUAACAGAACAAUUAUCUAUGGAUAACAAAAAGAUUUAUACUAGUGUACGUUCAAUGUCUCGGGAAUUUGAAAGCUAUAGUGAAGAGAAUAUGGAUGAUUUAUUUGAUGAUGAUAAUAAUGAUGUGGAAAGUCUUGCAGGAAAUAAAGAAUUGGAUAAAAUAGAAUUUAACUUGCAAAGACAGGAUUCAGAAGCUUAUGUUGUUUUAUCAUCCAAUGAUGUGGACAGCAGCUCGAAGUUUAGAGACAAUUUAUACAAAUUUAGACGUCCGUCAGAGAUAGCUAGAGUGAGAACAAUGUCAGAAGAAGCCUAUGUUCGUCAUUUGAAAGGUGUAUCUCAAGACAUUCACCAUGCUCUUGAGAAACUUCUAGUAAUGUUCUCAAUAGGAUACGAGGAACUUGGUAGUGCAGAAGGUCAAGAUCAAUGUUAUGCUUCCAUUGAAGAACCCUUUUUCAAACCAAUUUGGAAAUAUCUGUUAAAUAUAUUCAGACUAUCAAACAAAACAGAAGAGACAGCCUUAGCUUAUUGUAUGACUAUUAAACAAGGUGAUUUACCAGAAUCUUAUGGUGUGUCAAGAAAAUUAUGCUUAGUUUCUGACGUGGAAGGUACUUUACCUUUCCAAAGUGCUAUAAAUGAAAUAAGAAGAUUAAAAGACCAUUAUACUAUGCUGAGUAAACUGGAAUGUGUUGUUAAUGUAUGUAGAUUGAUAUGUGAAUGUGUAGAAAAUUUUUAUACAACAAAACAAAUACAAGAUGGUGAAAUUUCUUCUACACCAUGUGUAGGAGCAGAUGAUUUAUUACCUAUUUUAACCUAUGUUGUUGUUAAAAGUGGUUUGCCCCAAUUAUUGUCAGAAUGUCAAGCCAUGGCAGAAUUUAUUCAUGAAGGGUAUAUAAUGGGUGAAGAAGGAUAUUGUUUAACAUCAGUACAAACAGCUAUUAGUUUCUUAUCUUCACAAGAAAUACAGAAUAAAUAAUAUCAGCUUUAAAUAUU